UGGUGUGUAACAGCUUAGAUAUUUUUAAUGCAAAUCAAAAUAAUAAUAAUUGUCCCUUAAACCUACACCUAGACGAAAUGAAAAGGACUUAACUUUUAUGGAAAUGUCAAAUUCAUGUUGAAUAAUACGUUGAUUAAUGACGUUAAAUAAAAUGAUGUGGGAUAUAUUCACGAUCAAGAUAUCUUAAAAGGACACAGAUGAGAAAUAUAAAAAGUGGAGAUGCCAUGGCAAACUAUUCCAAUGCGAUUAACAUAUUACAAACCAAACUGGCGUCUGCUUACAUCGAGUGUCAUCCUUUUACUGACGAUAUUCACUCUCAUACAUAUUGCCUCGGAUAUGGUGGUCAAAUGUCCAUCGUGUGUAUCCAUUAGAUUAUUUCACAGACGUAAUGUAAAAUUUGAUUUCAACUAUGAAAAAUAUUUAAAUAUGACUUGGAAAAGUAAACAGGAAGCCAUUCCAUUGUUGACAAUGUUUACAACAUGGAACCCGUCCAUGCAGAAACCAGUUGUGUAUACAAAUGCAGUGAAUAACUGGCAUUCCUUAAGCGGGAAUGUUAGAACUAUUGCCUUCACAAAUGAUAGUGAAAUAGAAACUUUAGCAAAAGAGGGUGGUUGGAAUAUAUUGCCUAUUAAAGAAACCGCGUGUUUUGGUACACCAAUUUUGAGAUCGAUGUUCCGUGAAGCAAUGGAUUUACCAACAAAAUCAAAACUCUACGCAUAUGUUAAUGCUGAUUUAGUAUUUAAUGAUGGAUUAGUAAAAACACUGAUAGAAAUAACGAAGAGUCCUUAUUUCGAAAAAGGACCAAUUCUCGUUGUGGGUAAGAGAAUAGACGUGAAUAUAUCGAGAUUGCACGAACCGGAAAUAAAUGCUACUGGUGAUGUUGACGAACUAGCAAAACAUGGCAAUAUAUCAUGGGGAUUUGCAGCUGAUUAUUACAUAACAAAUGAAUUAUUUCCAUGGGAAUUUGUUCCAAAUUUAGUCAUAGGUAGACCGCUCGUGGAUAAUUGGCUAAUUUGGUAUGCAAGACAAAUUGGUGCUAAAGUUAUAGACAUAACUGGAACCGUUUUAGCUGUACAUCAGUUAGCUAAUGGUUUGAAGAGAAUUCAUUUUAUGUGCAAUAAAGCCGAAAUGUGGAGAGCAGGUUUAUUGCCAAAUACGCCAAUUUGGAAGGGCAUGAUAGAGUGCGCCUCGUAUGAGACUAAAUAUAAUAGCAAAGGAGAGGUUAUUAUUUUACCAAAGCUAAUAAUGCAACAUAUAUGUAAACAUGAUGAGGUUAUGUUUCACUAACAAAUUUGGUUUUAGGAUUUUAAAGUCAAAUUACGUCAUAAAUUUUACCUGAUCGGGCACAUGUAGGAUCACGUAUGGUUUAAAAAAAAUAGUGUAGAGGCAUUCAUUAUAUCAUUCACUAUUAUCUUGAACUGAAAAUCGGGCACAAUAACGUAAUACUUAAGUCACGCCCGUUCAGGUCAAAUUAGAAGAGUAAAACAUAGCUCAAAUCUGUGAUAAUUCAUUUCUCUAUGGGUUAUUAUGAAAAUUUCAUACUUGAAUAAAGUAGAGCAAAUUGAAUGAGAAAAUACAAGAAUUUUCACAACUAUUUGAGAAAAAAUGUAUCGUGCAAUCGCUUGACUUCGUAAUAGUCUAGAAACGUUUAGUCACCUUGCAACCCCUAUACUUGGUAAAUAAUUGAGUUGAUAUUGCAGGUAAACAAUUUACCGUAGCCUAAUCGAUGAAUCAGUCUAAAAAUUAAUCUAUUUCGACACUAUAAAGGCCAACCUGGUUUGGAAGUAAGAUGUGACUGACUCCUUUAUUUAUUUAAAAAAACAAAAAUUCUUUGUGAUGAUUCUAAAGAUGGUUAUAUACACUUUAUUUGCCAUAAUUAGCAUUGGGGUCUUUUAUGAUUUCUUACCGGGAAGUAAGAUAGUUUAAACAAGACAACUCAUUGUCGGCUUAAAUUUUUUGUUAAUAAUUUUUUUUUUUAAACGUACCGUUUCCAGGUCGCCGUUUUUAUCAUUACUUAUUUUACUACUUGAAAUUGCACUAUCACUGUGAAUUAUUUUUAAACGGAACUCUUCAUUAUAACAUUUUGAACUUACAAACUACAUCAAAUUAAAACAUCAUUGAUGCGUCCAGUAAACAAAAUUAAAAAGAUGUCGAUCUCAUGAAAUUUAUUUUAUAUUUUAUACCUAAUGGGUCAAGACCAAAGAAACCUCUUACAUAUGAACAACAAAUAAAUAUAGAGCAAAUUAAAUGUUUAAUGCUUUGAUUUGGCAAGCAAGAGAGUAACGCUCCCAACACAUCAUAUACUUUCAAUGAGAAAACGAAAACAGUAAACGGCUACCUAUUUAUAUGGUUUUAUACUUUAUAUACUGGCAGUACAUAUGUUUUGUACUUCCAAACAAUAUUGUCAACAGUUUUAUUGUCCUCCAAAAAUGGGAAAUGAAGCUAUUUAUUAUACAUAUUUUACAUAAGCAAGUUUAUCAUGGAGUUAUGCGCACUUUAUAUUUCAUAUGUCAUUUAAAAUGUUGCUUUAUUAGCUUAAUACAUUUUGUUAUCCAUCAAGAUUGAACUUUCAUGAUACUCAACAGAAUUUUACAUAGGUACACAAACAAUUUAAUGUCAACCUAUGAUGUAAUUUGUAUUACAGUUUUGUUGAUUUCAUUGUGAAAGUGCUAUUUCGUUUAAGGGAAAAUUGAUUUUAGUUAGUAAUCAUUUUAGAGGUAUGGAUGCAGUGGCGGAUUUAGGCACCCCUGGACCCCCCUUAUGGAGCUACAUUUAUGGUUAACCCAGACUUUGUACCUGUUCAAAUUCAAACUUUGUCUAGUUUGGGGGCCCGUGGGCCUCCCUUCUUCAAAAUCCUCGAUCCGCAUCUGGGGUGGGAUAAUGAUUUUGAAUCAUGAAACUUGUUAACUCAAAAAUUUGGUGAUGUUAGGUUUUUCUUCUAACGAAAAAAUGUAAAAUUGAUAUGUGUUUGAUAUUUUCACAUCCAGACACUAUUGAUUUCAAAUAAUCCUUCCAUGUCUCCCUCCUUAAAUAUCGAAUGUCUGUUCCUUUAAACGGUAAACCAAUUUUUAACAUAUGUCUCAAUUUAAUCUCAUUUAGAUAUAUAAUCAUAGCUUGAGUAUCUGAAGCGGAAUGAAGUAGAUGACUUUGACAAAUAAAACAUUUAAGAACUUCGUUGACCAACUGGUUUCGGAGGUUGUUGGAUACUCCUGUAUGUAUGACCCUCCUCAUUAUAGACGUCAGAGAUCCGGAAUGUCUUCUUAAAAAAUUUCAUGCCAAUCUACCUGUACGUGAUAAAGCAUUCCAUUCACUCGCUAACUCACAUAAUGUCAGUCUUUUGCCUAUAAAAUUGUAUGACUGCUAUGAAAUGUAUCAGAUACGAGAGCGGCUUUGGACGUAUAAAACUAAACUUGCGAUUCUACUAAUCUCGCCACGUAUAAACAGUUCGUGGAUUUCGUUUAGUAGUACUUGCUGUAGUGGAUCAACA
Messenger RNA from Mytilus californianus (California mussel), 3487 nucleotides. RefSeq lists its product as uncharacterized. Bases 220 to 1287 code for a protein of 355 amino acids. NCBI's taxonomy places the organism in Eukaryota, Metazoa, Mollusca, Bivalvia, Mytilida, Mytilidae. The record is from RefSeq and is a predicted model, not a curated record. The transcript has 2 exons.